AUGGUAAGUCACAACGCCACGUCUUGUAUCGAGCAGAGGCUGAACUCGGCCAACCCGACCGACGCCCAACAGAAAUUCUCAGACUUUUCAGUCGAGCAACUUGGUACCGACACUGAGAGGAUCUUCUCUAACAAUCUUAAAACCUUAUAUCUUCUUCUACUCCUUCUGACUUUCGGAUUUCUGAAAAGAAAUGGAAAACGUGUUUUACCAGUAGCCAACCUUGGGGAUGAAAAUCCUAAUGUUGUUGAAAACAACAGCGGGGGGAAUGGUAACAAUGUUGCACAAUCCCAGGCACCAGUGAACGUAGGUUCACAAGGGGGUGUCAGUUCGGAGGGGUAUAUCCCCACGAUGAGGGUACCUACGGUACCAAGUGGUUCGGCUGAAAAGCCGGAUAAGUUUUCGGGAGCCUUUUUCAAGAGGUGGCAGCAAAAGAUGCUGUUUUACCUCGCUACUCUCGGCUUGUCAAGGUUCUUGACCGAGACGGUUCCAGUGGUGAAGGAACAAGACCCUCAGUCAGUAAUGGCAGUUGGGCUUUGGAAGGAUUCUGACUUCCUUUGCCGCAACUACAUUCUGAAUGGGUUGGUUGACUCCUUUUACGAUGUUUAUCGUAAAAUUGGCACGGCUAAGGCACUGUGGGAAGCUUUGGACCACAAGUACCGAAGCGAGGAUGCCGGGGCCAAGAAAUUUGUUGUUGGCAGGUUGUUUGAUUUCAAGAUGGUGGAUUCAAAAACCGUGUUGAGUCAAGUUGAAGAGUUGCAAUUACUCUUUGACGAGAUUCGUGAUGAGGGCAUGUUGAUUAGUGAAGCCUUCAAGUGGCGUCCAUGA
Messenger RNA from Ipomoea triloba (trilobed morning glory), 825 nucleotides. RefSeq lists its product as uncharacterized. The transcript has 2 exons. NCBI's taxonomy places the organism in Eukaryota, Viridiplantae, Streptophyta, Magnoliopsida, Solanales, Convolvulaceae. The record is from RefSeq and is a predicted model, not a curated record. The coding region runs from base 1 to 825 and encodes 274 amino acids.